Molecule: messenger RNA, 1158 nt
Organism: Mangifera indica (mango)
Lineage: Eukaryota; Viridiplantae; Streptophyta; Magnoliopsida; Sapindales; Anacardiaceae
Product: CRIB domain-containing protein RIC10-like
Exons: 5
Coding region: 405-860 (151 amino acids)
Source: RefSeq, a predicted model, not a curated record
AACCCCAACGCCAACAAAUUGUUUUGUCUCUUCUUCUUAUCUGUCUUAACUAAACCCGCCUUUCUUAUUAUGGCUCCCCACUUUCUUUAUCUUAAAUCUAUUUAUCCUCAUAAUAUCUUCUUCAUUUUAUUGAAUCUUCGCACAUAAUACUCACUCUCACAUUCUCACACCAUCAUUUUUGUUUUGCCUCCAUUUUUUUGAAGAAGGCUUUUGCAUGUCAAGUCUUUUAGCACAUAGUUGACGGAAGGUGCCCCUUCGCAUAAUUCUUCUCUAUUCAUCCUUUCUCAACCAUUUCAAUCUUCAGCAAAAGCAAAAAUUCUGUAACUCAAGUAAACACAACUCAAUCGAUUACUAUUCUCAAUCGAUCUCUGCACGUUUCGUAGCUGUUUCCUUCAAUCUUUACCAUGGGAACCAAAAUGAAAGGCAUUUACAAAAGUUUCAAAUACAUUUCCCAAAUUUUUUUCGUGAAGGACCGAGAAAUGGAAAUUGGUUAUCCAACAGAUGUUAAACAUGUGGCACACAUAGGUUGGGAUGGCCAAUCUGGUACUGCACCCAGCUCGAUGAAUGAAUUCAGGGCAGCUCCUGAUUUCUCAUCAUCAUUUGGGAACCCAAUGGACUCCAGUAAUAUGGCACUUUCGGCAUGGUCCUUUCAAGAUUUUGAACAAUCAAUGGGAGGAAAACUGGGAUCUGAUAUAUUUAAAGACAUUGCACCUACAGAUCUUCCAAAUAUUCCUAAGAAACAGAAGCAGAAAAAGAAAUCAUCAACUUCUUCUCCCAAGUGUGGGUCCUCAAGAUCAUCUCGAUCAGUGAAGUCUAAGACUACAUACAAUGAAAUGGGGACAACAAACGUGCAAGUAUAGAAUUGGUGUCUUAUUGUUAGGAUUUACAAAGACCUGGUAACUAGUCAUGUGAGGUUGCGAGAUUGUUGCUUAAAUCAAUCUAAUUCCCUAGUUGUUAUUGCUACCAUUUUAUUAAAUUUAAAGAUCUUGUUUUAGGUUGUUCAAUGGUUAGAUUCUAAUGAGAGUUUGUUCAUUAGAAAAGAAAUUAAGGGAAAUUGCAGGUAAUAAAGUCUGUUGUUGCUUAGGAUUGAUAAUUUCCAAGGUAAAAUAAUGUUGCUAUUGAUUUAAUUAAUGAGUAGUGAGGGCGAGAUUGAACCAA